UGCAGACUCUGAUUUUGUAGAAACUGUAGACGCUCUCUACAGAAACUUAAACAAAAAUCCGCAUCACGCUCUGCUCACUAUGCUCUUAAGAAAAAAAUAAUCAGCCAAACAAACAAAACGCUGGUCAGAAAGAGCAAUCUGUGUUUCCUCUCUCUUUCCCCCCCAAAAAAAAAGUUUGGGAUUUUACACAUUUUGAUCAAAUACAUUUAUUUGGAUAAUCAAAACAAAAGAGAUCAAGAUGUUUUCACCGCCUGUGAGUAGUGGGAAGAAUGGACCAACCUCCCUGGGAAGUGGCCAUUUCGGGGGCUCAAAUCUGGAAGACAGAACAAACUCUGGAUCCUGGGGAGCCGGGGAUCAACCUAGUCCAUCCAGGAACUACAGUGAUGGAGUGCACUAUGAGCAAGUGACCAACAGGGAUCUUGGAUCACAUGACAACCUUUCCUCUUCUUCAUUCAUGAAUUCUCGACUCGUAGGCAAAGCGGAGAGAGCAUCAUUCCCAUUUGGGAGGGACUCAAAUAUGCAGGGCUGUCAGCUCCAUUUGACUGCCAUGAGAAGAGGAAUGCGAUCAAAGUCAAGUCUCCUUGGGCCUGACAUAGGUAUGGGCAGUCCAGGAGCUGUAUCCCCUACAGGCACCAAGCCUGGCUCACAGUAUUAUCCAUAUUCCAGCAAUAACUCCCGUCGGCGACCAAUGCAUGACUCCUCAAUGGAGAUUCCACCGAAAAAGGUUAGGAAGGUUCCUCCAGGCUUACCAUCUUCAGUGUAUGCCCCAUCAGCAAGCACUGCCGAUUAUAACAGGGAUUCGCCUGGAUACCCUUCCUCCAAGCCACCUACUAGCACAUUUCCUAGUUCAUUCUUUAUGCAGGAUGGGCAUCACAACUCUGAUCCAUGGACUUCCUCUGGCGGAAUGAAUCAGCCCAGUUAUGGGGGCAUGCUGGGAAACUCCUCCCAUGUUCCACAGUCCAGCAGUUACUGCAGUCUCCAUCCACACGAGCGUCUGAGCUACCCAUCACACUCCUCAACGGACAUCAAUGCCAGUCUCCCACCGAUGUCCAGUUUCCACCGCAGUGGCACAAAUCACUAUGGCGCUUCAUCCUGCACCCCACCCGCUGCCAACGGAACAGACAAUAUCAUGGUAACCAGAGCAGGAGUGCCAACUGGCAGCUCACAGACUGGCGACGCACUGGGUAAAGCACUUGCAUCAAUCUACUCACCAGAUCACACUAACAACAGUUUUCCUUCAACUCCAUCAACGCCUGUUGGAUCUCCGCCAACUCUCACAGCAGGUACCUCUGUGUGGUCCAGAAAUGGAGGCCAGGGUCCAUCCUCUCCCAAUUAUGAAGGCCCACUUCACUCUUUGCAAACCCGGAUUGAAGACCGCUUAGAAAGAUUGGAUGAUGCCAUACACGUCCUGCGAAACCACGCGGUGGGACCCUCAACAGCCAUGCCCAGUAGCCAUAGUGACUUGCACAGUUUAAUAGGGGCAUCACACAAUGGACCGAUGGGAGGCUUGGCGUCAGGAUAUGGGACAGGCUUGCUGUCAGCCAACAGACACACCUUAAUGGUGGGAGCUCAUCGUGAAGAAGGUGUUGGGCUCCGAGGCAGCCAUCCAAUCGUGUCAAACCAAGUGCCAGUUCCACAGCUUCCAGUGCAGUCAGCCACAUCUCCUGAUAUAAACCAGUCCCAAGACCCAUACAGAGCUCUCUCCAGCGGCCUCCAAGGACAGAGUGUGUCAUCAGUCAGUUCAGAGAUAAAGUCAGAAGAGGAACCGGACGAGAAUCUACAGGAUUCAAAACCUACAGAUGACAAGAAGGGCGAUGAGGACAAGAAGGAUAUCAAGAUAUUAAAUAGCAAUAAUAAUGAUGAUGAAGAUCUUUCUCCUGAGCAGAAGGCUGAACGUGAGCGAGAAAGAAGAAUGGCAAACAAUGCUCGUGAGCGUCUGCGUGUGCGCGACAUUAAUGAAGCAUUUAAGGAACUUGGCCGUAUGGUGCAGCUCCACCUGAAGAGCGACAAACCACAGACAAAACUCUUGAUUCUUCACCAGGCCGUUGCUGUUAUUUUGAGCCUGGAACAGCAAGUCCGAGAGAGGAACCUGAAUCCUAAAGCAGCUUGUCUGAAAAGAAGAGAGGAGGAAAAAGUGUCAACAGAUCCACCGCCACUCUCCCUUGCAGGAGUCCACCCGAAUAUGGGAGACACAUCCAACCAAAUGGGCCCAAUGUGAAAAGAGGCCCAUGGUGCCAGAUCAACAAAAAUAAGUGAGAGACCAUUUCCUUGACAACUGUAUUAUCUUACAACAAUGUAAACACUCUGCCCAAUCCCCUUUUUUUGUAAAACGGAGACACAUUAAAAGCAGUCACGAAAAUGAAUCACAGACGAGAGAGAAUGAGCGAGGAGAAAGAAAAUACUGCAUUCCCAACAAGCAAAGUACAACUUGGGGGACAAACUCUAAACAUAUCAUUCAGAAUGUUGAGCAGUAUGUUGCAAGCUGUUAAUGUACAGCCUCGAGACUGAAUGGCAAUCUUCUCCACACUGUGGAAAAUGCAUUUGUGCCUGAACUUCUGUAAAAAAAUAAAAUUAAAAAAAAAUCAAUUUGUAGGUUGAAAAAAAUAUUUAUUUGAAAUCGUAACCUUGCAAUAAUGAAAAGUGUACUUCUGAUAAAAAAAAGGAAAAAAAAUACAAUUUAACAUUAUUUUGUUUUGUUGGUGUUCUAGUCAGCUAGUGUUUGUUCUCUGGAGAGAGUGAAGCUUUGCUGCCCGUCUACAUCCAGUAUUCACAAAAACCAGCAACUGUCCUAAUGGUAACUUAGGUGAUGACUGCUUAGCCAUUCCUUGGUCUGCAUGGGAGUAAUGGAUGGAAUAAUGGGCCUGUUGGUGAUGUAAUCCGUGUCUAUAUUGCGAUGCCUGUGGUUUUUUUUCUGUGAUUUUUAAUUCCUGUCAUUUUCCUGCAGUUAUAUAGUAUUUGAUGGAAAAUAGGUCACAUCCUCUGCCUUUUAGCAAGAUUUGUUUAUAUUGGAAACUAAAAUGUGGUAUCAACAUAAAAGCUUUUUGAGUAUAAAUUUGAUACUAUGGCAGUGGUCAGCAUGGCUGCUGUGUGGAGUCCAACAACAAUGAAUAGUUUGGGGGUACAAAAUUCAUGAUGGCACUGUUACUAAAUUGUUUGUUCCUUUUGGAGGGUGGCACUGUUGUUUCUGUGGAUAAGAUAGUAAGUGGAAACUUACCUCAAUGGCUCAAUGGGUAAAAGGACUAUUCAGUGGAACUGAACCCUAGAGACCAAGAAUGACCCCAGGCUCAAUCUGCGGUCUUUGCUCAGUUAGCUGACCUCGACCAAGGUGAUGGUAUGGCUGCUACAAUUGGCCUUUGUGUUUCUAGACUGGAGGAAGGAAAAGUCAGCCAAGAUUCUCAUUCCAAAUCACUAGUCAGUGAAUUGUGCAGGAAAAUCCUUGUGGGUGGCAGUUAGAUUUGACUGCGAUUCCUGCCCCCCGCCUCCCCCACCCCACCCCACAUGGUAAAAUGACCUGCUGAAAUUUGUUAACUGGGCUCACCGUUUCAAUGAGUUAGCCGGUGACCAUCAAACCGUGCCCCAGAACUGAGUUGACCUUUAGGAGACGAGGGGCGAAAAUUGGAAGGACGAAGACGUAGGAAGUGGAGAACAAGACAUCUUAACAAUCAGUUAUGGAUAAGUAUAUGGGAAUCCUAAAAUAACUGUAAAUGGAGGUUUCCACUAUAAUAUACACAAAAUAUUAUAACGGCAGAAAUAUCCAUUUGCAUUCCAUUUUUACCAUGAUAUCUAAUACUGUAUGUGUAUGGUGUGUAUAUAUAAUAGUUCUUAAAAAUUCUACUCCAUAUGACUGGUGUGACUUAUGCUCCUGGAUGAGAAGAAAACCUGCAAUUUAUUCUUUGAUUUAUUGUAAGUGUUCUGAUUACAGAAGCUUUCCACUUAGGUUUUUAAGCAUUUGUACUAAACUUGGAUGAUAAUAUAGUUCUGCGCAGAGGUUUGCCUAUGAUCAAUCUGAAGAGUCAGCUUAGUUCUAUGCAUGUCAGGAGUAGUGAAAACAAGUGCUUUAGGCAGGUUUACUGCAGAUAUAUUUAUGCAAUGUAACGUGAAGUAGCAGCUUACUUCCACGUAUAAAGAAAGUUAGGUUAUAAAAGCAAAAUGCUCAUUUAAAACAAACAAGAGCUGCACACUUACGCACACAUGCUGACCAUCUCAGUGCACAGUCGUUGCACAAGUUGCAUUUUCUCUGUGAGGAUAUUAUAUAUAUAUAUAUAUAUAAAAAAAAAGUGAUAGACCUAGACAAUUUUCUUUUUUAUUCAGCCCCUGUUGAGGCAAAUCUGUCUAUUUUAAAGCAGAAAUUUUAGAAUCUCUGUGAUUGAAGUAGAGCAGUGCUAAAGGUGUAAUUUACUCUUCCAAUGAUUCAGAGUCUAUUAAAUUCUGCGUGGUUGGAAAUUUUAGGAGUGAACGUAAUUUACAACAAGCUUCUAUCUGUCACUUUCCUGAUGGACAGAUUUUAGUACUGACUAGGGAAUUACAUAAUUAGAGCUGCUCCUGAAUGAUCUUAAACAGGCCUUGUGGUGCCUGUCUGGGUCCAGAAUUAAUAAAUGGUAACAAUUUCUUGAUCCAAGUUCUGUACUGGCUGGAUUUUGGAGCUCUGGGAAAUUUGUACUAGAACACCCUCCCUCGCUACGUUGGUACACGUUCAUUAGUGGCUCUGAAGUUCAGAUCUAUCUAGAUGACUGGUACAAAGAUCAGUACCAGCAUAUAUAUUCAGUGAAUGCCAUCUGCAUUAUCCUGGCACUAUAGCCAGUCUGCUGUUGGUUGAAAGGAGUCUUAUUUUCCAUCAAAUAGUGUAUCUGUGGAGAGCUAGGUUUUCCUGAAACUGUCCUUUUAACCCUUUGAGCACAGCAUGAACAUUUCUCAAUUGAAAUCCAACAAUUUUAUUCCAGACAUAACCACGCAUUGAGAGAGAGCUUCAGAGUCAUUACAUUCCCUAAGUUUGUUUUUAGUUCCCCAUUAACAUUGCCAUCUCUUCCAAUACACAGUGUUUCAUUCCUUGUGCCAAGGGGCCGUGCAGGCAACUUGAUCCCAGGCCACUGCCAAUGUUGAUUUGUAAGCGAUCACUUUGAGAUGUGCAAGAACAAAAGUGGGGUGACAAGCCUAUUCACUCCCUCCAUGCAAGCUCUUGGCCCACCCUUUCCCUAAUGAAUAAGACUUCAAGCAGCAUCUCACCAGAUGGAACUAGUGCACAGGCUCUUGUUAAUGCACCAAGCCAUUUUUUCAGUAGUGUACUGUACCAUAAUGUUUUCUUCCCAUUUUCCCCUUUAUGACACAAGAAAUUUACAGAAAAUUGUUUUACCUGGUCCACGCAAAGGAAAAGUUUGUAUUUUGAAAGUAGCAGAAAUCUUUCUGUGCUCAAAGGGUUAAGGUCACAGAUUAUAGGGGUUGUUGUGGUAUGAUCAUGGUCCCAUGAAAAGCAUGUUCCAUUUAUCAGAUCAUAAUUAAAGAAGGGAUUCAAUGCCACUGAAUCCUGAUGGUUCAGAACUUCUACAGAGUGAGAGUGGAUGGGAAUGAAACAUGGGAGAUUUUUACCCUUGGCUCAGUUACGCGCUUAUCCAGAUUCUAUUGUAGCGGGAAACUGGGGGAGAGCUCAGGCCACUGUUAAACACUUAUAAAUUGUAUAGUCAAAAACAGCCAGACAUCAGAGCACUCUUGCUACCCACUGCACAUAUCGCGUGGAAAUCUGAACGUGCUGAAAAAAAAACAUGUCAUGGAAUGCUUGAACUUGGCAGUGCGUCUGGUCCCAGAAACGAAGCACGUUUCCACGCACCAAGUGCUGAGGGAAAAGAAACUGUCCGGAGCGCAACGGAUUAAAAUGUAUCCAUUUCAUCAAUCAGCGCCGAAAGCAAUUAUCGUAACACUGCCUGCUAAAAUAUUUUAAAGCAGUUAAUACUUAAGGUUCUCUUUGUUUUCUUCUUUUCUCAACGAAACGUACUGUAGUAGAUUAGAGAGAGAAAAAAAGCAGUGAUGAUUAUCGAUAGUGGAUAUGCAGCUUGCAACAUUGACAAGAGCAGCAAGGUCUAGAAGCCCGAGCAAAAAAAAAACAAAAGAGGCUUCGAGGAACUUGUUAGUUUUCUAGUGUUUCUUUAAAGAACUUAGCAAUAACGAACGAGAAAGUGUGCAUUAUUUGUGAAGAACGCUGACCAGCAUUAGUUUAUGCAUGAGGUGAAGCUUGGAAAAAUCAUAGCGACUAUCAACAUAAAAGGGGUUUCAUAUAUUGUACAUAGUUUUAAAAAGAAUCCCACCAAUAAUCAUAAUAUAGAUUCUGUUAUAUUAAACAUGAUAAAAAUAAGCAUUAAUGUGGGAGUUGGGGAAAACGUCAUUAUUGAUCACUUGUUUUCUUUUUGUUUACAUUCUUGUGCAGAGAGCACAUACACUAGUUUGGAGGGCGGGGAUGGUUUAUGCUCUUAAAAUAUCUUUUUUUUAAAACAACAGCACUGGAAUUUUAGUGUAUGUGCGUGGCCUGAAAAUUCUCCUAGUGUAAAACUUACCAAACAAUUAGGAGCCUGUAUUUCCUACACUUUCUGUAGACUUGAAACAUUCCUGGCAGAAGUAUGUCCUCUGCCCCAAGCAGAGUUUCAGAAGAAAGUCAUGCUUUGGUGUAAAAAGGCAACCAAAAAAAAGGAAGAGAAAGUGGUCCAUCUCCUUUCCCUGUUGGUAAUUAACCAUCACUUUAAAACAAAACUGCAAAACUUUGUGUGUUUUAUGCAGCGACAGGCAAAUUUUGCAGCUGUGUUUGAAUUUUUGUGUAAGAGCUAAAAGUUAUAUUUUUACAUGUAGACUUAAAAGUCAUUGUGUUUUUUGAAUAUGUCAUGAGGUUUUUUUUUGCUUUUAAAAAGAAAUACAAUGGAAUCCCUGUGGUUUAAAAAGUGUCUCAAGUUUAAAUGAGAUAGUAAAAUUUCAAGUAGCAUUGUCAAGGAAUUUUACAAGCACACAUAUUUCUGGAAACUUAUUUCAAAAAUGGAACAAAAUAAGGUAUUUGAAAUUUAUUACCUACUACAUGUUUGAUCUAAAUCACUCUGUGCUGUUGGAAUAUUGUUGAUAAUGAUUACAUUUGUGAGUGCAAGGUUUCAGUAUUUUGAUGGGCAGUUCAUGAAACUUUUAAAUGCAUGGAGGUGGAUCAAGUAAACAAUUAAUUCCCUUUUAAAGCUGUGAAUUGGAAAGGAGUAAAGUCACUUGACUGAAGUAAAGUAGAUAUGGGUUACUUUCUGAUGUGCUGCUCUUAUAGAAAGAGCACAGUGCCUCAGACAAUCCAACAUCAAUUCAAGAAGGCUAUAAUCUAAACUUUUAAUGCAAACUAAAAUGUUGUUACUCUUUUAGCCACUGCUUGUUAAGAAGUAUAAUGGUUAAAUAAACUUAAGAUUUAUAGAUUUUUGGUAGGUAAGGGUAUUAAGGGAUAUGGAGCCAAGGAGGGUAAAUUAAGUUAAGAUACAGGUCAGCCAUGAUCUAAUUGCAUGAUUCAAGAAUCUGAAUGGUCUGAAUGUUACUUUGUUCCAUCCCAUAUUCCUGAAGUAUAUUGGGUACAAAUGCAUGGAAGUUGACUAGUUAAAAGGCUAACUGCUGUAGUGUGAAGAGCUGCACAAUUGUAAGGUAAGUAUGGUGUGCCUAAAAGGCUAAGAUGCCUGCCAUUCUGCAGUCAGGCGUUAGUGAAAGGUGCAACAACACUGAGUACAAUGAACCAGCCAAGACAUGAUUCCAGCUGUAGUCACGAUGGUUAACCACUUUGGAAUUAUUACACUUGAAAUGGUAUGGACUCCUACUGAUAAGGUAACAUCUCCAACUUGAAAAAAUGUCUUCCAGUAGGUUUCUCCUUCCAUCUAUUGACUGCACCAGGUGUCAAAGAUGAUUGGAGAUGGCGUGGUUUACAUUUUAAGUAGAGGAGAGAAUGAGGUGAUUAUUUCAAACUCAGAAUGGAUUCUCAUCAUUUAAACAAGAAUAUGACAGGAGCCAAAUGACUAAAGACACACAACAACGCAUGUGGUUGUGAAUUGAUGGGCAUAGUAAUUUUAUGUGAUGUCAGCUAAGCUGCUUUGUGUAUCUAAAAAUGGGCUGGUAAAUAGAAAUUUCCUUUCCGCACACUGUAACAACGUUACUUUAGUCUUGAGAUAAUGAGUAAUUAAAGACAUGUGGGAGGGUAAGCGAGUAUUUAAAAAUAUAUUGUGGUUUACUUUGAGCAUAUGUUUAAGGGAAUGCUGUUUGCAUCCAGAGGUCCAAUUUUCAAAUCUUGUUCGGGGAAGGAUAGGGAAUUUCUUUGCUUUGGUCUUUAAGAUCUUGAAUAGAAUGAGUUUCAGAAAAAUACCACUUCAGAGAUAUUGUGGCAUCAUUGAUGACGAGUGACAAUAAAGGAAUUUUAUUAGAUAUAGCUAUUAUUUAGAGACAAUUUUAUUUGAACAGGUGACAUAAAAUUGAUUAUGCCAACUAAUGACUGAGCAUAUUUAAUAUUUCUGUUGAUUUAGUUGGGCACGUAUUACAUGUUUCAUCUGAGGCACUAUUUGAUUAGACAUGUGCAAAAGAGUUGUAACAUUUUAAUUGUUAUAAAAUUGUCAGCAUAACAUCAAGUAAGUAAAAAUGCAAGAUCUUAUUACUUUAGACGUAUUAAUGGAUCCACAUCCUUGUCUAUAACAGUUCAUAAACUGAAUCAAACUGCUCACCCAUCAGUACCCAUUGUCUUCAAUGUAGCUGUAAUUAACACUAACGCCUAUAAACUGUCAAUUGAACCAGUGAUGCAAUUUGUAAAUUUAUCCAGUCUUCCGAUUUCUUUUUAAAAUUUUGUUUAGUUUUUGUUUUAUUUUCCUUUUGUAUUUUUUUUUGUAUCAGGCAAGUUUUUUUUUAUUCUUUAAAAAAAAGUGAACACUCUCCAGAAAUGAUUUCGCAUUUGGUAUGAACAAGCACAAAUAUUAGCCAAUUAUAGCUGACUGGAAAAAUAUAUAGGUAAAAUUUUAAAAAGGAGACGUAAUUCCAAUAAAAUGGGGCACCAAGGCUUUUAUGAGCCCACUUUUACAGACAUUUUUCUCAUGGACUCUUAUUCAUCUUGUGCAGUGCUGGUUUACCAUGCUCAUUUCAAGUAUUAUAGACAUAUGUAAUGGUGAGAAUAUGAACUGUGGCCUUUUUCAUUCUUGUACUUGUGAUGCAAUUAAGUGAAGAGAAAAGCAGAGAAUUACCAUGUAUCAGUGCCUGGCUUUUUGUUAUAAAGCUUCUUUUGUCUAGUGCUCUUUUUGCUAUGAAAUAGACUGUAGUACACCCUAUAAAAGCUAAAUUUAAAGAAAAAAAUAUAUUUGGCUUAUUUUUCGCAGGAGCAAUCCUUUUAUACCAUGGAUCUUGAAAAAAAAAAUUCUCGGAUUCUGAAUAUUUCUCUUUGUAGAUUUUUGGAAUCAUUCUGAGUAAAAGUUUGUUACUUUAUUUUACUAUUUAAAAGAUGUUAUUUUACCAUGUGUUACUGAGAUGAACUGUAUGGUAGCGUUUUAGUUGUAAGUCGCAUGAUGUCGCGACUACACAUAGCUGCAGCAGUGAAGAAAAAACCUAUUUCACCUUUUUCCCAUUUGUGUGGCUCGAGUGCCUCAACUUUUCAUGUUUUUUUGGUGUUUUUCAGAUUUGUAGAAAUGUCCGAACAGAUUGUUUGCUGGAGUAUUCAAAGGCCAGCUCGAUGUAGGCCAUUACCUGUUUAUCAUCAGUAGUUAUUCCAAGCAGUCAUGUACAUGACAGUUCUGUAGCAAUAAAUGUGCCAUUUUUAUAA
Molecule: messenger RNA, 9784 nt
Organism: Carcharodon carcharias (great white shark)
Lineage: Eukaryota; Metazoa; Chordata; Chondrichthyes; Lamniformes; Lamnidae
Product: transcription factor 4-like
Exons: 20
Coding region: 239-2218 (659 amino acids)
Biological process (GO): regulation of transcription by RNA polymerase II
Cellular component (GO): transcription regulator complex
Molecular function (GO): RNA polymerase II cis-regulatory region sequence-specific DNA binding; DNA-binding transcription factor activity, RNA polymerase II-specific; protein dimerization activity
Source: RefSeq, a predicted model, not a curated record